UGGAACAUCACAGCGAUUCUUUCUCCAUCCCUGCCUACUUUCCAGGUGAUGCCAGCAAGUUAUUCGGCUUUUUAUGCGGCAAAUUAAAACAGAGAUUUCAGUCUCUGUUCUCCUCAUUGCUCAGGGUGGGUUACACUUGUUCUUCAGCUACUUUCAUUUAUUUCCUUGCCUUAGUGCAUCCAGCCUGUUCUCAUUUUUUUGCUUUGUUUUUAACUUCGAAACGUCCUUCAUAAUACAGAAUCCACUUGUCCCAGAAACCCAGGAGGUGAGACAAGCCUGGGCAAAGAGGGCAAUUGCCCCAGGACCCGGUGAUGCAAAGGGACCCACAGGGCUCCAACCGCUGCUGUGGUAGCAACCUAAGCCCUUAAAAUCCCUGCUUCUGUGCACCGCCUCUGUGUUCCAGGCUGCUCUUAAGGCAAGCAGGAGAGGUGGGAGCACUGUGUGGCAUGCUCCAAGCAGAUUGUGUGCAUGCGGCGUUCUGGGGUGCACUGAGGGCCAGCUGCCCUGAGCCCUGCCCCUUCCAGGAGCCUGGAGCCAGCCUCCCUUCAUCUUGCCCAGGGACCCACCAUGGCUAAUGGCUACCCUGCAGUCAGGUACCUAUUCUCUAAAAUAAGCAAAGCAGCCAGCAGCAGCAUAGAAAACAAACAGUGGGAGAUGAAGGAACACUGUAAAUCAGAGACAUUCAUGAGAAAGCCAGUCGUUUUGUUCCUAACUUACAGUCCAGUGGCUUGCUUCAUUUAAUGGAGCUAUUUGUUAUUCCACUCUCACAUAUACUCUACUAUGCUUUCCUUGCCCUUUGAACUCUCAGACAGCUCAUUUCAAGUCUUUCAUGCAACUCUUAUAGUGUAUCCGAAUCCAUCACAAGCCCUAGUACUGCCCAGGCAACGGCUCUGAAGAUUGUCUUAAAGCAUGAUUGUCAUGGACUCCAGCUGUCAGUUGUGUUGAAUGCUUCUUCAAAUGUACAGUGUAUAUCCUUGGGUUUUUUUCCCCUCUGUUGUCUUAAUUCAUUAUUUUGAUAUCUCUGUAGUUUUGUACAAAAUGAUCCGAUAAUGGCCAGUUGGUAGCCAUCACUGAUAUAGAGCAGUGAUGUUAGCUUCUAUGUUUGUAAAUAAAGAGGUAUGUUUUAUUUCUUAAACUUGCAGAUGAGUCUCUGUGCUCCUUUCAUUCCAUUUGUGUAUCGUGGUAGUGCCUGAAUUCCUAGCCAUGAAUCAGGAGCCUAUUGUGCUAGGUGCCAUUCAAUCAGAAAACAGUCUCUGCCUCAAAGAGCUUACAAUCUACGGGUUAUUUAUUUUGCCAUAAGAAUUUGCUUUAAUAAAAUACCUUUAUUUAACAAAAACAAAUUCCUAGUCUAAUAAAAUUGUUUUCACGUUCUGUUAACUAAGCCAACAAAAUCCAGUACAAACAGAUGCUAAGUCUAUUCUCCCUUGCAUUUUGGUGCAAAACAAAACAAAAGUUCCUGAAAGUGAAACUGACCAUAAGGGCCAGUGACAUUGACGUCAUUGAGUUUAUGUUCCAGUACUCGGAUGCUAUGCUGAGUUUAGUAGAAAUAUUGAGAGAUUGUAGACAUGGAGAGAGCAUAACUAGAGAAUAGUAAACUGGAUUUUAAAAACUCUUUCAGAAUAAUCCAAGGGGGUAUCAGUAAGAGAGGCAGUUGUUUGUUAGCACUGUUCACUUUUAAGUAGCAUGUCCAUGUUCCUGCAGUCUGAUCCUAGGAAAUCCUUCGUAAUAUCCAAUACUCAGCUUGCUGAUCAGGGGCUACUUUUGUGUACUGGACUAUUGUCACAACACUGUAUUGCUCCAUCAAAGAUAAAUGCCAUAUUUACUUCUCAUGACGCACAAAACUUGGCACAUUAUUGCAUCUGUCAUUGAAGACUUUCACAACUCUGGUUCCAAAGCUGUGAUCCCAAAUUCUCAUUGUUCUGUUACUCACACCUCUGUAUAUCGUAAGUGGCAAUGCCCAUUUUUUUUCUAAUGUACGAAUCAUGAAGGUUGUGACUCUCCAAUGAUCAGUGAGUCAGUAUCUGAGCCCAGAAUAGAACCUGGAUCUCCAAUUCACAGCUAAUAUAAGAGGUAUCUGAAAUCAAUACCACUAGCAAAGGUUUCAGCUUUAACCAUGGGUUUCUCACUCCCAGUCUUAUGUGCUAAUGUUGAUGCUGUUGCCUCACCCUGGCUUGGGGCAGCCUGGCUUGAUUAACUUCAAAAUUUUAAUGGGAGUUGGCCAUUUUGGAGCGUUCUUCAUCAAAUGACCCAUUGAACAUGGUUGCCUGGUUCUGUGCGGCAUUCUUUGUGCCAUCAUCCUGCCUAGUAGAAGCCUGGCUUAUGACAUCAUAAUUGUUUCAAAGUAGCAUGUGUUAUGGAAACUUUAGAGACUUAAUGGAGCCCUAGAAGGAAGUCAAGAACCAGGACACCUCUCCUGCAUAUACAAAAUGCCUCAUGCCUUGUUAGAAAGGAAAAUAGCUCAGCAUAUAAACGAUUUUAUUAAAAUAGUUAUGAAUUUGCCUUUAAACUCUUGAUGUUCUGAUGGCAAUGAAGUCAAAAGCUUAUCUUCAUGAUAUUGGAGAUUUGGGGAAUGCUUUAAGUCUGAGGAUACAUGUAUGUAAGACAAUAUUACUUCUGUACAUGCAGCACUUCAGUUCAAGUCCUUGUCCUUGGAGGAUUUCAUGUAUGUGGGGAAUUAGGCUGCGAAAAUGCUGCUCCUGGAAUUUCAGUAAUACGUAGGAUGAACACUUAUGAAAAAAGUCUUGUACUUGUUGGACUACUAACUGCCCAUGGCUUAUAACUCUGAGUCGGCAGAGAUGAAGACCUUGGAAAACAGCUUUAUCUGCGGCACAUUAGCGUUUGGUUUCUAUCUGCCUUUGUGGGCAGCUUCCCUUGAAACAAUUACUGUCCCAGAGCAGCUGAAGUCAGCAGUAGCUAAGGUCUUGGUUAGCACCACAUCCUGCAGUGUUACCUGUGGCCUGGGCUUCAAGGUAGAGGAGCUAUGUCAGGUUGCCCCAAAUGGGGAAAGGAGUCAUUGUACCUUCCGCAAAUCAGACUGCCUGACCAGCUGGAUCUGUGGGUUGCUCCAUUUCACUGUCCCCAUUGGCAGACCAUUUGAGCUCAGCUGCCUGACCUCUGAGAUGAUUGGCGUUGGUAGCCAGGCCUUUAUUUUUACGUGGCGGCUUGCCAGAGGCAUAAUCACCACGGAUGAUACACUUUUCAAAGCUUUCAAGACACCAAGCUUUGUCAUCAAACUCUCCCCCGCCAAAGAAUCUGAUGCAGGGACUUACCGGUGUGAUGUGCAGCUGAUGAAGACAUUCAAACUCGUCAAGAGGAUCUACUUUGGCCUCAGAGUGAUACCUAGUAACUUGGUGGAUCUGAACUUUGAAAAAUCCUUGACUUGGGAGCAGAAGCUAGCAGCAAAUGAAAAGGAAGGAAACCAACAGAAUGGCACGAGUGUCAUAGUACAGUGGCAUCACCAGUCUUGGCAAAGAAGGGCUUUGUUGGUGUUCCUGAUAGGAAUUGGAAGUGGGGUAGCAGGAGGCGUGUUGGUGGGCACAGUUGUCUACUUUUUGCUGCAGGCUCGCAAGAAAAACAGAGCCAUAGAGAAGUGAACUGCUUUUUAAUGGGGUCUCUUCCUACAAAGGGCUAGCGUAAGUGUUGCAGUAAGCUAACUUAACAUCAGUAUUUCAAAGGGGUGUAGGGGUGUGUUUCUGAUCAAAUGAGCUUUAACUAUUAAAGCCAUCAAAUGAGCUCUCAUAAUGUGCUUGCUUUUAGUUUCAUAAGUCUGUGGUAAUUUUCACAGGACUUAGGAGCCAGGAACUCCUGAGUCUCAAUGAUAGUCCUGAUGCAGACUUGGGCAAGUUAAUUAGAACCCAUAUUUGCAAAAGAGUUCAUUAAUUUUGGGUGUUCAAGCCACCUGAGGCUUUAACUUUAGGAGGGUACAGAUGAUAUGGAGAAAACUACUCCUUGCUCACCAGUUCCUAUCCUGCUAACUUCUGACUAGUUCAGGAUAUGCCACAACUGGCUUUUGUAACUGGUUUGCCUGACUCUUCUUCCCUACGUACUGCUGUAGUGAAUAUAGGGCCUGCCUCAGAUUGGAGCUCCAUUGUUCUUAGAUGCUGUGAAACAUCUAGUGAGAUAAUUAUAGAAUUGUAGGACUGGAAGUGACCUCAAGAUGUCCCCAUGUCCAGUUCCCACAUGCAAGACAGGACUAAGUAUUACCUUGACCAUCCCUGACAGGUGUUUGUAUACUGUGCUCUUAAAAACUCUCAGUGAAGGAGAUUCCACAACCUUCCUAGGCAACUUAUUCCAGUGUUUACUCUGACAGGAAGUUUUCCCUAAUGUCCAACCUAAACCUCCGUCAUUGCAAUUUCAGCCUAUUGUUUCUUGUCCCAUCCUCAAAGAUUAAAACAAUUUUCUCCCUCCUCCUUGUAACAAUGUUUUAUGUAGUUGACAGUUUUUAUGUCCCCCCUUCAGCUUUCUUUUCUCCCCGACUAACAAACCCAUUUUUGUCAAUCUUCCCUCAGAGGUCAUG
Molecule: messenger RNA, 4516 nt
Organism: Pelodiscus sinensis (Chinese soft-shelled turtle)
Lineage: Eukaryota; Metazoa; Chordata; Testudines; Trionychidae
Source: RefSeq, a predicted model, not a curated record